This is a messenger RNA of Paramecium sonneborni, 333 nucleotides long. NCBI's taxonomy places the organism in Eukaryota, Ciliophora, Oligohymenophorea, Peniculida, Parameciidae. The record is from the annotation of a GenBank genome assembly.
AUGAAACAAGGAUUAGUUGCUCCAAAACCUUAAUCUGAAAUAUUAAUACAACAAAUACCAUCUAGUCCAGAUGAUGGACUGUCUUAUAAUAGCAGUAAAUCAAUUAGGUUUUUAAAUGAUGCACAUCUAAAAGUUCCUCUAAAAGUUCGUUAUGAUAGGUUCGGAAAUAUCAUUGAUAAAAAGAGACGAGAGCAAUAAGUCUCAUUUAGAGAUAGAGUUACAAAACAACAAAGAGUUUAUGAUCUAUUCUAAUUCGAUUUAUUCUAAUUUGAAAAACUGCAAGUAGAGAGUAGUUAAAAACAAAAAAGAGCAGUGUGUUGUGUAAUUUAAUGA